AUACAUCACUAUGACAUGCUUUUGUAAAAAAGGAAAUAAAAUACAUUAUUUUAACGAUCCGCGCGACGAUUCAUCUGUUAUGUUUCAUCCGUAGAUGAAAUUAUAUUAACGGCCAAGAUAACAUCUUACUCAUCACGCGGAUCACUAGUCUCAGCCGUCGAUGAAAACCAUCAUCCUACGGUUAAAAUUGGAUCGCGAAAAGCUUGGCUCCAAUUCUCGCCUCAAUAUAUAAUGCCCCAAAACACAAUUCCACUUCAUCCAUCUUAAACUUUUAAACGUCCUGUUUGGCAGUCAAGAAAAUCUCUGAGAAAAUGUCAGGAAGAGGCAAGGGAGGUAAAGGCUUGGGAAAGGGAGGAGCUAAGAGGCACAGGAAGGUUCUGAGGGAUAACAUCCAGGGAAUCACUAAGCCUGCCAUUCGAAGACUCGCUCGUAGGGGAGGUGUGAAGCGUAUCAGUGGCCUUAUCUAUGAGGAAACCAGAGGAGUCCUCAAGAUCUUCUUGGAAAAUGUUAUUCGUGACGCUGUUACUUACACAGAGCACGCUCGGAGGAAGACGGUCACCGCCAUGGACGUCGUUUAUGCUUUGAAGAGGCAAGGUCGCACCCUUUACGGUUUUGGUGGUUAAUUAAUUCCCAAAACUAUACAUACAAUCAAUCGGUUUCUUUCUAUUAGGGAUUUUAGGUUUUCGUUUUCUUUCUUUCUUUAUUGUUUUUUAGGUUUUGAACAUAGAUUUGUUACCUCGUACGAUCUGAUAUCAAUGUAAUCUGAAUUUGAGGAAAUGAAUCAAAUGUAUCUUGGAUUAUCUUCAAA
This is a messenger RNA of Cannabis sativa, 808 nucleotides long. Its product is annotated as histone H4. Gene Ontology annotation, cellular component: nucleosome. Bases 312 to 623 code for a protein of 103 amino acids. Gene Ontology annotation, molecular function: structural constituent of chromatin; protein heterodimerization activity; DNA binding. Gene Ontology annotation, biological process: nucleosome assembly. The transcript has a single exon. The record is from RefSeq and is a predicted model, not a curated record. Lineage: Eukaryota; Viridiplantae; Streptophyta; Magnoliopsida; Rosales; Cannabaceae.